This is a messenger RNA of Besnoitia besnoiti, 465 nucleotides long. RefSeq lists its product as uncharacterized. The record is from RefSeq and is a predicted model, not a curated record. NCBI's taxonomy places the organism in Eukaryota, Apicomplexa, Conoidasida, Eucoccidiorida, Sarcocystidae. Bases 1 to 465 code for a protein of 154 amino acids. The transcript has a single exon.
AUGCGGCGCCUCUGCAGGGGGCGUCGUCACACGUCGCGGCAAGCUGCGCCUGGAAAGCGCGCGCCGCCACGUGGGCCCCCUCUGCAGACGAAGCAAAAGGCGCUGCACAGGAGAGAGGAGACUGCGCGACCGCCAGAGAGUCUCUCCGGCAGUCGGCCUCGCGGUCGCGCCGUCAGGCCUGAGGCGCAGGGCACAGGCGGGUCGGCGCGGAAGACAGACGCCCCCGACCGCGGAGGAAGCUGCGCAUUCACGACGGAGCAGAAUCCCGCGCCGCCGCCGGGUGGCAGGGAGCACGCGAGCGCUAUGCGAACCAGCGAAAAGGAGACACCGGGGGCAAGCACGCCCUUCGCCCGGUGUCGGAACAAGAAGGUGGAUGCUGCUGUCCGGACGGAGGACACGAGGAUGCGGGCAGCGCCAGAAGAGAUCAAGAACACCGGCAACACCGUACGCCUAGACGCAACGUAG